UCCAUAUAUUCUUGGUAAUUUUCUUUCGACUCAGACAACCUUAUAACCUUUUGACACAUUAUGGCAAAUGCAGGUGAUUCUAUUACAUGUGGGGGUUUUUCGUUUUAUAAUAAUUUUGAUUCAGCUAAUUUAGCAAAAGUUGAAUUGGUAAAAGUGCCAGAAACUUUUGAGAAGGAUGGUUGUGAAACAGAAAAUAAAUCAUGUAAAAGCUCAAACUCCGAAGACACAACAGAUUAUGAAUUUAACUUAUGGACAAAACAUGAUUGUCAUGGAACACAAUUUCAAAACAACAAUAGAACAUGGUUUUAUUUUGGUGUUAAAGCUAGUACUCCAGGAGCCUAUGUUAAAUUCAAUAUAGUUAAUUUGAAUAAACAAGUUAAAAUGUUUAGUCAAGGAAUGUGUCCAGUUUUUAAAAUUAUACCUGGUCAUCUGCAUUGGGAACGGAUACGUGAUAGACCUACUUACACUUUGGAUCAAAAAGGAAGUGAUUUUACAUUGUCAUUCGUUUAUGUUACUCCUGAAAAUUCGAAAGCUAUAACAUACUUUGCAUUCACUUAUCCUUUCUCUUACACGGAUCUACAAAAUUAUUUAAAAAGAAUCGAAACAAGAAUCUCAAAGCGAAAUAUAACAUCUGUUGAUGAUGUCUAUUAUAACAGAGAAUGUGCAAUCAAAUCUUUGGAGGGACGAAGAAUGGAUCUAUUAACAAUAAGUUCAUUUCAUAACAUAUCAACAGAGAGAGAAGAUAGACUGAAUAACAUGUUUCCUGAAAAAAAUGAGGAAAGACCUUUUAAAUUUUGGGAUAAGAAAAUAAUUUUCAUUAGUGCAAGGGUCCAUCCAGGAGAAACACCAUCUAGUUUUGUUUUUAAUGGUUUCCUUAAUUUCCUUGUAAAUCGUGAAGAUCACAUUGCAAUUAAUCUUCGCCGCCUUUAUGUGUUCAAAUUGAUACCAAUGCUCAAUCCCGAUGGUGUAGUCAGAGGUCAUUAUCGAAUGGAUACUAGAGGAAUAAAUCUCAAUAGGGUAUAUCUCAAUCCUUCUUUAAAGGAUCAUCCAACAAUAUAUGCUGCAAGAAAUUUAAUAAGGUAUUAUCAUCAUACGUACCAGUUGCCAAAAGAGGAUGAGAUUUCAAGUAUGUGUUUAGGAAAUGGUGAAAAUACUUUAACUAUUAUUGAUUCUUCUUGCGCAAUUGCAAACAUAGUACGUGACACCACAACAAGAUUACUUCAACAGGUAACACUUAUGACUUUAGAUGAAAAACGUAAAGAUCAACAGGAAAUUUUUCAGGAAUGCGCAUUAUCAAAAACGAAUUUGGAUGACAUGCCUCAGGGUGGUGGAGAAGGCCUGUGUAAUAAAUCAGAAGAAAGUAAUAAUUCUGUAGAACUUAAAUCUGAUAAAAAAACUUAUUCAGCUGUUGGCAUAGGACAGUUACCUAAAGAAGACUCUGGAUUGUAUCUGUAUAUUGAUCUUCAUGGUCAUGCCUCUAAGAAAGGUGUUUUCAUGUAUGGAAAUUACUUUGAUAAUGUAGAAGACACAAUAACAUGUAUGCUUCUACCGAAAUUAAUGUCUAUUAACAAUCCAAAUUUCCAUUUUACUUCAUGUAAUUUUACGGAAAGAAAUAUGUAUAUUAUAGAUAAAAGAGAUGGUAUGUCAAGAGAAGGAUCUGGUCGAGUAGCUGUAUAUAAACUUACUGGACUAGUACGUAGUUAUACGCUCGAGUGUAACUAUAAUUCUGGACGUCUGGUAAAUACAUUACCUGGGAGAAUUCGUGAUGGUGUAAACAAAACUGUGACUCAUAUGUUUCUUCCACCAAAGUAUACUCCAGCAGUUUUUGAAGCGGUUGGAGCAGCAUUAGGUCCUUCAAUUCUUGACCUUACAAAUAAUAAUCCUAACAGUCGACUGCCAAAUAGCCAAUACCGCUCUUUAAGAGGUGUAAAGUCUUAUUUAAAAUUAGCAUAUGUGAACAAUCUAUCCUCGCCUAACGGCAAAUCUCUGCAUAAGGAUGAUAAUAAUAUCAUACCCUCAGAUUCUUAUAAUUUAAAAGAAAUUGAAUCUCAAAUAAGUAACUCAUCUGUUGCAUUAAAAAACUCAAUGAAAAAUGAAACGAAUUUUGUAAAAAAGCCAUGCAUUAUUCGUCGUACUACGUCUCUUUAUACCGCAGUGAAAAGAAUAAAAAAUAAUAAAAAGACUCGACAAUCUGUAACUCGUAGACCGCUAAAAAAUCAAUGUGUUAAUAAUAUCGAAAGCAGUCCGAAAAUUCCUGUGAUUGGACCAAAAAAUAUCGUAAAAUCAUUUUUAAAAACUUCAGAAAACAGCUUGAAAAAUACUUGUUUUGGAUGUAUCAACGAUUCUUCAGAAAUGAGAGAUAUUCAAUAUGCAAAUAAAAAAUUAACAACAAACAAAUUCUCAAAAUUGACAUUGUCCUCUGAAGAAACAGCAAUCGUAAAACAUGGAGCGAAAAGAUUGAAAAUUAUUUCCUUGAAAGUAAACAAAGGAAGACCAGAAAUUGGAGAGUCGUCCAACAUCGUCCCUGACGCCACAAAAUCACCUUCAAAAGCGUUGCUUUUGUCCAAUAAACAAAAUAUAAAAGGAAAUUCAAAAAUAAUAAGAAAUUAUUACCAUAAAAUAGAAUAA
This is a messenger RNA of Eufriesea mexicana, 2628 nucleotides long. RefSeq names its product cytosolic carboxypeptidase-like protein 5. Gene Ontology annotation, molecular function: zinc ion binding; metallocarboxypeptidase activity. The record is from RefSeq and is a predicted model, not a curated record. The transcript has 11 exons. NCBI's taxonomy places the organism in Eukaryota, Metazoa, Arthropoda, Insecta, Hymenoptera, Apidae. Gene Ontology annotation, biological process: protein deglutamylation; proteolysis. The coding region runs from base 61 to 2628 and encodes 855 amino acids.